Molecule: messenger RNA, 234 nt
Organism: Meloidogyne enterolobii
Lineage: Eukaryota; Metazoa; Nematoda; Chromadorea; Rhabditida; Meloidogynidae
Source: the annotation of a GenBank genome assembly
CUUUUCCGUGCCUUUCUUUCAAACAAAUCACAAUUAAUGGAACUUAAAAAUAUUACUCGUUCAAUUAAUAUGUUAAAAUCUGAAGAAAAUAAUAUACAAAUAUGGAAAGUUCAUUCCCAGCCUGGAAUGCCUGCAGAAAUAUUUUCCGGGCCAGAAAGUGAAAGAAAACUUUUAGAUUUUUUUGAUGACAAAAAAAUAGUGUAUUCUACUUUAAUUGAAGAUUUUGGGCUGUAA